This is a messenger RNA of Lactuca saligna, 1852 nucleotides long. NCBI's taxonomy places the organism in Eukaryota, Viridiplantae, Streptophyta, Magnoliopsida, Asterales, Asteraceae. The record is from the annotation of a GenBank genome assembly.
CUCGACAUUUAAAUAAGUAAAUAAAAAUUGUAAUCAUCACGAACUUUCGUGUAAAUUAGACACCCCACUACCAAUGAAUUCUUGUGCAUUAUAAGUAACUCAUUCUUGACAUCUACAUUAUUGCGACAACGAAUCUUUGAAAGCUUCGUUCAAUCGUCUUCAACAUCCGAAAGAAACACACCAGAAAGUUUCUUAAAAAGAAACAAGAAAGAAGAUGAGCCAAAAGAUGUUCAACAGUGAAGUCGAAGUGGGAAAGUUUCUUGGCAGCAUACAUGUCAUUCAAGAUGCUUAUGGAGCAAUUUCUCAAACUUCUUCCACUUAUCAACUUCACACGAGUCCUUCUGGGAUCAAAGUCUUGGCUUUCAACUGUUUGUCUGAUUAUACAAUUCCUUUUCGUAAGGGAGAAGAUCUGGUUUCAUCAGAUAAUCAUAAAGUCGUUGACUUCAUUUCGACAAAAGUCAACCCCAAAAUAUCCAUUAACAAAGCUGCUGUUGAGUUGUUUGAGCUUCAUUUUAAAGAGCUUUCCGAGCUCUCAAAUCAGCUUAUAAAUGAUCAGUUGGUUGUCACCGGAUGUGGUCUUGGUGGAUACCUCGCCAUUCUUUACACCCUACUACAUCAACAUUACGCAGAUUUGGAAGAAUCUAACGGUUCAAAAACCGCCAAACGUCCGAUUUGCAUAACGUUUGGUUCGCCCCUUAUUGGUAACCAACAUCUCCAAGGCGCCAUCUCUGAACGCCCACAAUGGAAAUCAUCUUUCCUGAAUGUGGUCGCGAAGACAGAUCUUCUUGCUAGUUUUUUCUCAUCGACUAGUCAAUACAAGCCUUUCGGCACUUUCCUUUUCUGCACAGAAUCACGUGGGCACACAGCUUUUGAAGAUCAAGAUGCGAUCUUGGCAGUUCUUGACGUUAUGGUGUCACCAAAUGCUGGAAACUACCAAAUGCACGAUUAUAGUAAAGAGUUGGAUUCAAUCAGAAAGACAGUAUUUUAUCACGGGGCUUCCGAAUCCAACGAAUCCAACUUAAGCCCGUUGAGGGCCGGAAUUGUAUUCCAGUUUCAAGAAAUCGGUGCGUUAAAUGAGAUUUCGAAUGAUUUGAUCGAGAAAAUGGAAAAGAAGCAAACAAAGAUGAUCAUCAGAAGUAGGAACGUGUAUGAGCCAACAAAGAAGCUAAACGACAUGAAGAUAAUCUUGACGUACAUAGAAUGGUACAUGAAGACCCGAAGACUUACAGGGGGUUACUACGAUAGCUACAAGAAUGCGGAAAGCACAAACGAACUCAAGGGAAAAAAUGAAGCCAUCAAACAUCAACUAAAUUUGAACCAUUACUGGAAGAAGACUGUGGAAGAAAAUGACCUAGUGCCCCAAAAAGAAGGUGCGAAGUUGCGUAAGCGUUGGCUCUAUGCUGGAACCAACUACAGGAGGAUUGUCGAGCCACUAGACAUAGCCGACCACUACAAAAGACGAAAAACAAACUACAUGGCGGUGAGACCAAACCACUAUAAGUUAUUAGAGAAGUGGUCGGAGGAAGAAAAGAAGGGUCGUAAGCCUAGCGACCCAAAAACGAAGGCUGCUAGUCUUACCGAGGAUUCUUGCUUUUGGGCGCAUGUAGAGGAGGCAUUGAUUUCGCUAAGAGACUUAAGGAAUGAAGACCCAAAUAAUAUUGCAACUGACAUCGAGAAUUUUGAGGUAUAUGUUUGGCAUUCGAUAAAAGAUUUCUCGGUGUCGCCUGAGAUUUUCGUGGAGGGGAGUAGUUUCAUGAAGUGGUGGAGCGAGUAUAAGGGCUAUAAAGGAAGUUCGUACGAUUCUGAGCUUGCUCGAUACAUGAACGAUAAGAACUACAUGUUGUAUAAUUAA